Molecule: messenger RNA, 441 nt
Organism: Paramecium tetraurelia
Lineage: Eukaryota; Ciliophora; Oligohymenophorea; Peniculida; Parameciidae
Exons: 3
Source: RefSeq, a predicted model, not a curated record
AUGAGUAAUGCAUUUAAGUCUGCUGCAGGUAACACAUUGUCCAAGAAUGACUUGGGCCAAACUGGAUAGAGUUUUGCAGGAUCUCAAAACCCCGCAUCUCUAAAGGGCAAACUUAUGAGUUUAGAGGAAACAAUCAAGGGAAUUUAAGAUGAAAUGAACUUCCACAAGAAGGAGGUCCAAAUUCUCAAAUCAGAAAAGGACACUCUAGAAUCUGUUUUGAGUAUGAAGACUCAAGAUGUCAAAAAAACACUUACAAAUGAACUCAUGAGAAUAGAAGAGGAAAUGAAGAGACAUUUUGCUCAUUAAAAGGCUGAGAAUUCAAGAUUACAAUAACAAAUCACUGCUUUGAAGGGCGAAAAGACUGCACUUUAAUAAUAACUACUGGGUCUCUAAAGAAGAAUUGCUGAAUUAGAACUAUAAGUAGGUUAAGAGCAAGGUUGA